Molecule: messenger RNA, 875 nt
Organism: Peromyscus leucopus (white-footed mouse)
Lineage: Eukaryota; Metazoa; Chordata; Mammalia; Rodentia; Cricetidae
Product: immunoglobulin omega chain-like
Exons: 3
Coding region: 273-683 (136 amino acids)
Biological process (GO): immune response; immunoglobulin production
Source: RefSeq, a predicted model, not a curated record
UUUAAAAGUGAACAAGAAAUCUUUUUCCGAGAGGCUCAGCUUCUCAGGGGAGUUGAGGUCACUCUCCCUCAGGGAGAUGAGUCCACCAGCCAGCUCCUGGGUUCUGGUCCACAAGUUUCUAGCAGGUGCUUCCUCGCAGUAUGCUUCUAUGGGACAAAGGCAGAGCCACCAAGGCUGCCAUCAGACCAUUCUGCAGGGAGGAGAGUGUUUCCCAGCUGGCGGGGGCCCCAGGAGCAGUGGCCGUGGGAAGCAGACUGCUGCGGUCGUAAGCCAUGGCCUGGACUUCCGUCCUGCUCAUGCUGGUGGCCCACCUGACAGGUUGUGGCCCUCAACCCACGCUGUAUCAACCACCGUCUGCCUCUUCCUCGCUUGGAACCACCAUCCGCCUCUCCUGUGCCCUGAGCAGCAACCAUAACAUCAACAUUUACAACAUUUACUGGUACCAGCAGCAUCCAGGCCACCCUCCCAGGUUCCUGCUGAGAUAUUUCUCACGCUCAGACAAGCACCAGGGUCCCAAGAUACCCCCUCGCUUCUCCGGAUCCAAAGAUGUGGCCAGGAACCUGGGGUAUCUGUGGAUCUCUGAUCUGCAGCCUGAGGACGAGGCUGUGUAUUACUGUGCCAUGGGGCUCUGGAGCCAGGAAAAGGAGAACGGGAUAGAGAGGGAGAGAGGAGGAGAAAAGUAGUUUACAGAUUCGGAAUCCCAGGCUCUGGAGGUGCCGUUUGCUUUGCUCAGUGAGGCUGGUAUAGGAAGGAGGGGUAGAGCAUUGGGGUUUCACAGAGCCAAGAAGAUGGAGCCAUUCAGCUUUUCCAUGUCUUGCAAUGUUGCUGUGAGCCCCACUGGAGGCUGGAUUAUAGAAUUAAAGCUCUUUUUCUGA